AUGCCCGCACUAAACCCCGCCAGACUCCCGCUCGGCGAGCAACUCACUCUCCUCCGCACAGUCCUCGAAACCAACCAGACGCUCGUCAAAGUCCUCUCCCUCGCCACCACCCUCAACCUCCCCAACUGGUACCUCGCCGGCGGCGCCGUCUCCCAGACAAUCUGGAACCACGUCUCCUCGCUGCCGCCCACCACGGGCAUCGCAGACUACGACCUCGUCUACCACGACGCCUCGGACCUUUCCUACGCGGCCGAGGACGCCGUGAUCCGCCGCGGCAAGCAGAUCUUUGCCGAUAUUUCCGGCGAGGUGGAGAUUCGGAACCAGGCGAGGGUGCACCUGUGGUACGAGGCCAAGUUUGGGGCGCCGUGUCCGCGGCACGAGUCGACCGAGGCCGGGAUCGACACGUGGAUUUCGACGAGCGCGAUGAUUGGGGUCAGGGUGGAAGGGGAUGGGAAGUGGCGGGUGUAUGCGCCGCGGGGCUUGUCAGAGUACUUUGCCAUGGUUGUUCGGCCGAAUCCGACGAUUGGGGUGCGGGAUGCGUAUGAGGCGAAGGCGAGGCGGUGGUUGGCGAUUUGGAAGGAUUUGAAAGUGAUGCCGUGGACCGGGAGUGAGGUGCCUCUGAGGUUCGACGCGGUCGAGGAGGACCAGCAGAAAGGUGACUCAACGCAUUAA
Molecule: messenger RNA, 672 nt
Organism: Colletotrichum orchidophilum
Lineage: Eukaryota; Fungi; Ascomycota; Sordariomycetes; Glomerellales; Glomerellaceae
Exons: 1
Coding region: 1-672 (223 amino acids)
Source: RefSeq, a predicted model, not a curated record